AGGGCGGGCAGGGCAGGGCAGGCAGGGCAGGGCAAGCAGGCAAGGGGACUCGGACACCCACUUCAGUGUUGCAGACGAUCGGGGCAAGUUUCCUUAGAAGGAGAGCUUGGACGGUAUGCAAAGUUGUGAAGUAUCUUCAGACGGUGCAGAUGAUCCUCUCAGUUGUGGCUCACAGAGAAGACGACAACCUCGAAUUGUGAUUAUCGGUGCUGGGCUCGCUGGCCUGUCUGCUGCUAAACAGCUUCUGGAGAAUGGCUUUUCCCACGUCACGAUUCUAGAAGCUUCUGAGCGAAUUGGAGGAAGAGUGCAAAGCGUUAAACUUGGCUGUGCUACAUUUGAGCUCGGGGCUACCUGGAUACACGGUGCACAUGGGAACCCGGUUUACCAGCUAGCAGAAGAUCAUGGUCUCCUUGAAGAAACUACAGAUGGAGAAGGAAGUAUUGGCCGCAUCAGCCUCUACUCAAAGAAUGGGGUGGCCCAUUAUUACACUAGCAGCGGCAAGAGAGUGCCCAAGGAUUUUGUUGAAGAAUUCAGAGAUGUGUAUAAUGAGGUCUAUGACCUGACACAGGAGUUCUUCCAACAUGGCAAGCCGGUUGGUGCAGAAAGCCAAAACAGUGUUGGCGUAUUCACACGGAAUGUGGUGCGGAACCGCCUCAAGGCUGAUCCUGAUGACUCGGAGAGCACCAAGAGGCUGAAGCUGGCGAUGCUCCAGCAGCACUUGAAGGUGGAGAGCUGUGAGAGCAGUUGCCACAGUAUGGACGAGGUGUCCCUGAGUGAGUUUGGCGAGUGGACCGAGAUCCCCGGUGCCCACCACGUCAUCCCCAGCGGCUUCGUGAACAUCGUGGAGAUCCUGGCUUGCGACAUCCCCGAGUCUGUCAUCCAGCUGCACAAGCCAGUCAAGUGCGUGCGCUGGAACCAGUCGGUCAGCAAGGAGAUCCACUGUGUACGCAGCUCCUUCCCCGACCACAACCGCGAUGGGCAGGAGGAUGAGGAGGAAGAGGAAGGCUACCAGGUGUCAGUGGAGUGCGAGGACUGCGAGGUCAUCUUAGCCGACCACGUUAUCGUGACCAUGUCUCUCGGGAUGCUGAAGAAGUUUCAUGAGACCAUGUUUCGGCCAAGCCUGCCCCAUGAGAAGGUCUCAGCCGUCCAGAUGCUGGGGAUCAACACCACCGACAAGAUCUUCCUGGAGUUUGAGGAGCCCUUCUGGGGCCCCGAGUGCAACAGCAUCCAGUUUGUCUGGGAGGACGACGCGGAGACCGAGAGCCUGACAUACUCGGAGGAGCUGUGGUACAAGAAGAUCUGCAGCUUCGACGUUCUCUACCCGCCUGAGCGGUAUGGCCACGUGCUGAGUGGCUGGAUCUGCGGCGAAGAGGCCAUCAUCAUGGAGAGGUACGAUGAUGAGAUAGUGGCCGAGACCUGCACCGAUCUUCUGCGAAGAUUCACAGGUAAUCCAAACAUUCCCAAACCUCGGAGGAUGCUGAGAUCCAGGUGGGGCAGCAACCCUUACAUCCGGGGAUCGUAUUCCUACAUUCGAGUUGGGUCGAGUGGAGCUGAUGUGGAGGAGCUUGCAAAGCCAUUGCCUUAUCCAGAAAGCACAAAAGCCACUCCUAUGCAGAUCCUAUUUGCUGGAGAGGCGACACACAGGAAGUACUAUUCAACUACUCAUGGUGCUUUGCUUUCUGGCCAGCGAGAGGCUACGCGCCUCAUAGAAAUGUACCAAGACCUGUUGCGGGGGAAGGAUGGACAAGAUGGUCGCACCCAACAAACCACUUACUAGUGAAACGUUCUACUAACUGGACUCAGAGCGUGUGUUCAUUGUACAAUUUUUAAAACUAGAAUAUUUUAAUUUGUUUAAUAAGAGUUUUCUUCAAUUCAUCCCCCCGCUCCCCACCCCACCCCAUGCAAUCCAUGUAAAUCGUUAUUUAACACUCUCUGCCUUGGUCAUAUUGACUGUCUUGGGCCUUGUUUAAUUUUUAAAUGAUGGAUGCACUUCUAAUCUUAUUUUGAUUUUGUCCUCUGUCUCCCCACCUCUCUUUCUAAUUAUUUUACUUU
Callorhinchus milii (elephant shark) is the source of this 2052-nucleotide messenger RNA. RefSeq names its product spermine oxidase (gene smox). The coding region runs from base 116 to 1777 and encodes 553 amino acids. The transcript has 7 exons. Gene Ontology annotation, molecular function: polyamine oxidase activity. NCBI's taxonomy places the organism in Eukaryota, Metazoa, Chordata, Chondrichthyes, Chimaeriformes, Callorhinchidae. The record is from RefSeq and is a predicted model, not a curated record.